This is a messenger RNA of Botrytis fragariae, 804 nucleotides long. Its product is annotated as putative short-chain dehydrogenase protein. The transcript is spliced from 5 exons. Bases 1 to 804 code for a protein of 267 amino acids. NCBI's taxonomy places the organism in Eukaryota, Fungi, Ascomycota, Leotiomycetes, Helotiales, Sclerotiniaceae. The record is from RefSeq and is a predicted model, not a curated record.
AUGGCACCUUUAACUCGAGCAUCUGUAGCCCUGAUAACCGCUUCUUCAGCCGGGCUCGGCGCUGCCACUGCUCGACUGUUUGCAUCACACGGCGUCCGUGUAAUCAUCAAUUACAAUUCCAGCCAUGACAAAGCGCAAGAUCUUGUUGACGAGCUGGGAAAUCCCACCAGGAAAACACUACCAUCUAGCAAAGAGAAAGAUGUAGUUGCAGCUAUAAAGGCUGAUAUGUCGAAGAAAGAUGAGGUGGAGAGAUUGGUCAAGGAGAGCGUGGAGGUGUGGGGACGAUUAGAUGUUGUUGUCUCAAAUCAUGGCUGGACUCAGAUUCGCAAUUUUCAAGAUCUAGAUGACAACAUUGUCGAAGAAGAUUGGGAUCGAUGUUUCAACAUGAAUGUGAAGUCGCAUUUGUGGCUUUUCCAUGCUGCGAAGCCACAUUUAGAGAAAACCGAUGGAAGUUUCAUAUCGACCGCUAGUAUUGCGGGUGUGAAACCGGGAGGGAGCUCCAUGGCAUAUUCUGUGACGAAAGCUGCACAGAUACAUCUUAUCAAGUCAUUAGCUCUCACGUCAACAAUACGGGUGAACUCGGUUUCACCGGGAUUGAUGCUCACUGCAAGUUCAAUAUUCAUUGCCUCUGACUGGGGUCUCCAAUUCCCCGAAUCAAAAGUAGAAGGAGUAAAGAAAAAGAGCACAUUAGGAAGACUCGCAACCGUUGAGGAGGUUGCUAGACAGAUAUACUGUUUAGCUGAGAGCGAGAGUGCCACUGGCACAAACUCUAUCAUUGAUGGGGGAAUUCAUUUGGGAAAAUAG